Spinacia oleracea (spinach) is the source of this 1374-nucleotide messenger RNA. RefSeq names its product transcription factor bHLH30. Gene Ontology annotation, molecular function: protein dimerization activity; DNA-binding transcription factor activity. The coding region runs from base 455 to 1129 and encodes 224 amino acids. Gene Ontology annotation, biological process: regulation of DNA-templated transcription. The record is from RefSeq and is a predicted model, not a curated record. The transcript has 3 exons. Lineage: Eukaryota; Viridiplantae; Streptophyta; Magnoliopsida; Caryophyllales; Amaranthaceae.
AAAAAAAAAACAUAUUGUAGGUGAGAAGACUUACCUUAUAGACCUAGCUUUGGUUAAUUCGACGGGUUAGUAAGAUUGGCCCUUUGGGUGGAUGGGUCAUGGGUGGGUGGGUGGGGUAUAUAUAGGAUUCGGGUUCCCCCACCCCCACACCCGGCCCCAAGUUCCUAAUAGUUGUAAUCUUUAACCUUAAUAACGGCCAUCAAGGAGAUAGACAAGCUUUUCCCUUGAAUAAUAUUUUUACAAACAUAACUCGGUAACUUUACUUAUUUACAAUAUUGAUAGUUAAAUGGAAAAGACAAGAGAGAUUUACAAAUAAUAGGAUUUUACAUUUUGAAAGCAAGGAUGUUACCCUUCUAUAAGUAGACAGCACAAUUAGCAUAUACUCGUACUAAAAAGCAACAUAUCAGGUUCCUCAGAGAUUCUUCAUAAAACCAAGGGCAUAAAAAGAACAACAAUGUUGGUGAAUACAAUGGCAAAUAUUUAUGAAAUGGGAACGUCUUCAAAUAAUAUUCAUGAGGAAAACGGUUCAAUAAUAGCAAAUGCCGCAACCAAAUAUGUGGUUUGUUCAUCAAAGGUAGGGAUAUCACCUGAGGCUAAAGCUCUAGCAGCUUGCAAGAGCCACAAAGAGGCCGAGAGGCGGCGUCGCAAGCGUAUCAACGGUCACUUUGCCACCUUACGCUCCGUUCUCCCUAACCUCGUCAAAACAGACAAGGCCACGGUGUUAGCAGAGGUGGUCCGGCGAGUGAAGGAGCUGAAAAAGGCCACAUCGGAAUUGACAGAGGCUGAUUACGAUGCCUGUUUGCUACCAGGGGACAUAGACAAGGUUAGCCUUCGACGUAAUGAAAAUGACAAUACUACCCUCAUUGCUACCUUGUGUAGUGAGGACAGGCCAGACCUCAUUGUGGACAUGACAAGGGCAUUAAGGUCAGUUAAAGGCAAAGUUGUAAAGGCUGAGAUGGCUACGGUGGGGGGCCGGACUAAGAAUGUUUUGUGGGUCCGAGGAGUUGGUGGUGGUGUGCCUGAGGGGUUGUUGAAGCGGGCCUUGGAAGUGGUGGUGGACAAGCCUGUUUCUUCUUCUUCUUCUUUUUCUGGGUUGGGCCAUGGGCUGAGGAUACACCGACCAUAUUAAUGGGUUGGGUCUGUCAAUUGAAGGUUAACUUUAUGGCACCUGUGGUAUUGGUAGUUAGUAACUUAGUAUACAGUUGGAAAAUCCUAACUAACAAAUUGGUAUAUUUUUCUAACUGCUUAUUAUGGGAAAAAGAUGGGGAGGUAAUGAUAAAUUGGUAAUUGACUAAUAGGCAGAGAAAUUGUACUUUGUAUUAUGUAUGAAUAUGAUUAUAUGAUAAUGAUAUUGUUAGUUUGUUAAUCCGAUCA